Messenger RNA from Trichophyton benhamiae CBS 112371, 1443 nucleotides. Its product is annotated as asparaginase family protein. The record is from RefSeq and is a predicted model, not a curated record. The coding region runs from base 1 to 1443 and encodes 480 amino acids. Gene Ontology annotation, biological process: protein maturation. Gene Ontology annotation, molecular function: threonine-type endopeptidase activity. Lineage: Eukaryota; Fungi; Ascomycota; Eurotiomycetes; Onygenales; Arthrodermataceae. The transcript has 4 exons.
AUGAACCCCCAGGACAAGGGCCCCCAGGGGGGUCCAGGUGUAUCUGCUAUAUUUGUUCAUGCAGGCGCUGGUUUCCACAGCCGCCAAAGCGAGGAGCUUCAUCUCUGGGUGUGUAGCAAUAUAAAAUACCUCGCUAACUAUUUUGGCUACAGGGCAGCCUCACUAGGUAUGGCCAUGUUGAAGGCUGGCGGAAGUGCGGUUGACGCAGUGGAAGUAGCCAUCAAAUUCUUCGAGGACCAUGAGGUGACGAACGCUGGAUAUGGUAGCAACCUGACAAUUACCGGCGCUGUGGAGUGUGAUGCUACAAUCGUUGACUAUCUUGGCCGCAGUGGUGCAGUAGGAGCAGUCCAAAAUAUAAAGAAUCCGAUCUCCCUGGCAAGAGUGGUACUGGAUGCCUCCACACAACCACUCUCACUCAACCGUGUGCCUCCAAACUUACUUGUAUGUGGUGGUGCCACUGAUUUUGCAUAUGAACAUGGCAUGCCUGUACUUCCCUCGGAUAUCCUGGUAGCUCCAGCAGCCAGAGACCGGUGGCUAAGGUGGAAGCGAGACCUUGAUCAGGUCUCACAGAGACUCCAGAAGCGAGAAAAAUAUGUUGAGCUAGAUAGCUUUGUCCCUCAACACUUGCCAUCUCAACGAGUUAGCCAGGCCUCUACUGCAGUUGAAAGUAUUGACUCGCCACCCCACGAUUCAUGCUAUGGUGCACACUCGCUUUUUCAUGUCCCUCGAAGUCCAGCUCACGUUACCAAUAUAUGCCCUUCCAGAGAUGCAAUAAGCAUGAUUGGAUCUAAUAGAUGUGGAUCUCCCUUGCUAUGUGUUUCACGCAGUGAUAUCUCUAUGGAAGGUGAUGGCGAGGCUGAUGCAGACUUCAUCGACGACACUUUCCACCAAGAUCCUGAACCUUCGUCACAGCAGGAUGCCAUAGACAAACAAAAGGACAAACACGUGUGUUCUGUGGAAGAUUUGGCUCGCGAGGGUAUAACUGAUGCAUCAGCUGCCGGCAACGCUCAUGACCUAGCUGUAACCCGAGACCAAGAUGAAAUCACCGACACAGUAGGUGCUAUUGCUAUAGAUUGUUAUGGCAAUAUUGCCGCCGGUUCAUCUUCUGGGGGCAUUGGAAUGAAGCAUAACGGCCGCACGGGCCCUGCUGCGCUAGUCGGGAUAGGGACUGCAGUUAUUCCAGUGGAUCCAGAUGAUGAAAUGUGUACAUCCACUGCCGCCGUUGCGAGCGGGACAGGAGAACACAUGGCCACAACCAUGGCUGCUCAAACCUGUGCUGAAAGGAUUCACUCUAGCACGAAGAAAGUGCCUGGUCAUCCUGCCGUCAAAUCAAGCCACUGCCACGCAGCAAUUGGUGUAAUGACUGUCAAGAAAACGCAUGAUGGUAUUAUCUUCGUCUUCGGGCAUAAUACAGAUUCCUUUGUGAGUAUGGUUCUUUCCUAA